Miniopterus natalensis is the source of this 1546-nucleotide messenger RNA. NCBI's taxonomy places the organism in Eukaryota, Metazoa, Chordata, Mammalia, Chiroptera, Miniopteridae. The record is from RefSeq and is a predicted model, not a curated record.
CUGGACCAAUGCUGUUUGUUUGUUUGUUCUCAGAUCCUCUGGGAUGGACGGACUCUUCCUAAGCAACUUAGCUAAUCUGCAGCAGCUGGACAAUGUUCCUCAUUAACUUCUGUCUAUCAGCAUAAACAUCACAUCGUUUCACUCUGGUGGCAGGGACUCAGCCCUGAAAUCUAUAUAGAAAAAGUACCUGGAUCCAGUCUUUCAAUGGCUUCGAGACAAUCAGAAGUGCCUGCUCUUGAGCCUAGUGGGCCUCUGGGCAAGAUGUCCCUGCCCAUCGGGAUGUACCGCCGGGCAUUCAGCUAUGAUGAUGCCCUGGAGGACCCUACGCCCAUGACUCCUCCUCCAUCGGACAUGGGCAGCAUCCCCUGGAAGCCAGUGAUUCCAGAUCGCAAGUAUCAGCACCUCGCCAAGGUGGAGGAAGGAGAGGCCAGCAUCUCCUCCCCUGCCAUGACCCUGUCAUCGGCCAUUGACAAUAUGGACAAGGUCCCUGUGGUGAAGGCUAAAGCCACCCGUGUCAUCAUGAGUUCUCUGAUCACAAAACAGACCCAGGAGAGCAUUCAGCGUUUUGAGCAGCAGGCAGGGCUGAGAGAUGCUGGCUACACACCUCACAAGGGCCUGACCACCGAGGAGACCAAGUACCUUCGCGUGGCAGAAGCACUCCACACACUAAAACUACAGAGUGGAGAGGUAACGAGGGAAGAGAAGCAGCCGCCUUCGUCCCAGUCGACCCCCAGCAGUACCCCCCACUCUUCCCCGAAGCAGAAACCUAGAGGCUGGUUCUCUUCAGGCUCUUCCACAGCCUUACCUGGCCCAAAUCUUAGCACCAUGGAUUCUGGAAGUGGGGAUAAAGACAGGAACUCAGCAGAUAAAUGGAUCCUCUUUGGACCAAGAUCCCUCCUGAAGUCAGAUUCAGGAGGCUUUGCCACCCAACCCUACAGAGGAGCCCAGAAGCCAUCGCCAAUGGAGCUGAUCCGCAUGCAGGCCACCCGAAUGGCCGAAGACCCAGCAACCUUCAAGCCGCCCAAGAUGGACAUCCCAGUGAUGGAAGGGAAGAAACAACCGUCACGGACCCAUAAUCUCAAACCCCGUGACUUGAAUGUGCUCACACCCACUGGGUUCUAGAGCUUUCUCUUCUAGUGACUGUGAAUAGCGGGUGUCUUGCACCCACUUACUAUUACCCUGGCUCUGACAUAGGAAAGGUUUGGGGUUUUUUUACCUCUUAAACUGAGGCUAGAACUGGGAACAUAAUUGGUUUCCGAGGACCAUUAGUGCAGAGCUUAUCCCUGCAAAGAAGCCAGCGGGUAGCGCUUUAACUGAGACGUAGACUGAGUCACCUCAGCAGUGGGGGGGACGCUCAGCACCUAUUUUUGCAUCAUUUAGUCUCGACAAGAACUUGAUCAUUGCUUGCAAGGUAGAUAAUGUUUGUGCUCCCAAACCAAGGCUUCUUGAUUCCUUGACCAUGGUCAGCAUGAGCAUGGACCAGUCGGGGUGUAGAGGCGCUCACUGGCUGGUCCGGCCCUCUGACAGCUGGUGCCGUGUGUGCUCC